Messenger RNA from Puntigrus tetrazona (Sumatra barb), 5700 nucleotides. Its product is annotated as polycomb protein SCMH1-like. Gene Ontology annotation, cellular component: nucleus. NCBI's taxonomy places the organism in Eukaryota, Metazoa, Chordata, Actinopteri, Cypriniformes, Cyprinidae. Gene Ontology annotation, biological process: regulation of DNA-templated transcription. Bases 23 to 2239 code for a protein of 738 amino acids. The transcript is spliced from 14 exons. Gene Ontology annotation, molecular function: protein binding. The record is from RefSeq and is a predicted model, not a curated record.
CUGCGGGACUCUACGGCGGCCGAUGCUCAACAUGGUCCGAACGCCACUGAAAGAUCACAAAGACAGUAAGAAGGAUAAAGCGGGCCGGAGCAUGUCUCUCACGGGUCCUGGACCGGUCAAAGGUAAAGAGUGUGUUACCGAGUCCUUCUCGUGGGAGGAGUAUCUGAAAGAGACGUCGUCUGAUCCCGCUCCGCCCGGCUGCUUCAGACAGUCCAGAGUCCCUCCCGGUAAUGAUUUUGGAGUGGGGAUGAAAGUGGAGGCUUGUGACCCGAGGAAUUCCACCUCGAUGUGCAUCGCCUCCGUGAUGGGAUUAAUGGGCGUGCGUCUGCGGCUCAGACUGGACGGCAGCGACAGCACCAAUGAUUUCUGGCGACUGGUUGACUCCUCGGACAUUCAGCCCAUCGGCACGUGUGAGAAGAGCGGGGACAUGCUGCAGCCGCCGCUGGGGUUCAGAAUGAAUGCCUCUUCAUGGCCCAUGUUCUUAUUAAAAACAUUAAGUGGGGCAGAGAUGGCUCCAGCUUCAGCCUUUAAAAAGGAGCCGCCCAAACCUACUCAGAACUUCUUUAAACCUGGUAUGAAACUGGAAGCGGUGGACCGAAAGAAUCCCUACCUCAUCUGUCCUGCUACCAUCGGAGAGGUGAGAGGGGACAAGAUAUUCAUCAUGUUUGAUGGCUGGAGAGGAGCUUUCGAUUACUGGUGUCAGUACGACUCCAGGGAUAUCUUCCCCGUGGGCUGGUGUCAACUGACCAGCCACAGUCUGCAACCUCCCGGCAACUGCUUCACCGUUCCUAAACCAGGUCCCACACCUUCCUCCUCCUCCUCCUCUUCCUCUAACCCUAAACCGCCCCGGCGCUCCAUGCCGUCUCCUUAUCGCCUGCCGACUCCUCUUCCUCAACUCCCUGUGAGGAAGGGCAUUAGGGGACGGCGGCCGAAAAGCGAGACCAUCGCUCUGCUGAAAGCCCUAGCCGCGUCCACCGCGUCCCAAGACACAGAAGACCAAGGAGAAGCCACGCCCCAAGCCACGCCCAUUUCCCAGCAUCCCCUGCGUCCAUACAAGAAAAGGGGGCCUAAACCGGGCAGCAAGAGGAAGUCCAGACUCCUCCAGAGCACCAUGUCUAUAGCAGCCAGCUCAGACUCCAGGGUGCCCAUGACUCAGAUGCCCAGCGAUGGACUCUCUCCUCUGGGAUCCCCCUCAUCUGUGGUGUCUACUGUUUGUGUGUAUGUGAAUAAACACGGAGACCCAGGGCCACACCUGGACCGUAAACUGUUAUUGCAGCUGCCUGAUCAUUUCGGGCCGGGUCCCGUGAACACGGUCCUCCAGCAUGCGGUCCAAGCCUGCGUGGACUGUGCGUUUCAGCCCAAAGCUCUGUUCAGCUUCCUGCAGUCUCAGUCUGAUGGCGGGGAAAUCAUCAGAGUUCGCUCAGAAGGAGGAAUCCACUACGUCAAGCUCCCCACUGCCUCCAGUGCAUCGUUCGUUCUCCGCUUUCUAGAAACUCUUUGUCACCACCUGCAUUGUGAUAACCUGUUCAGCAGCCAGCCAUUCAGUCCACUAACAGCUAACACACACAAGCCGUAUGAAAGGAGUAAAUCAGUGAAAGAGGAGACUUCAGAAGCUUUGUCCGUAGCACGAGGUACAAGACGUUUCAACAGAGAUUCAGCGGCCUACACCGCUGCCCUGUCACCAAAGCUACAGAGAACAGAAGCUCUGCCCUCAGAUGAAACCAUUGUCCAUGCUGAAAAUGGUGCUACUACGGACCAGCAGUUCUCAGAAGAGUCGAUAGACUCUGCCUCCAAUUCUGUUGCCCCCCGACCCCCCGCACUACGGAGCACAUCUGAGUAUCACACCCCGGCCGGGAGCAGCCCACAUUACCCCUCUCACCCCCCGCCCCUCCGCAGACUCUCCUCCAACCCCUCCGAGCUGGGACCUGCACGCACACACAGACGAGUGGAAGCUGCUAGCUCAACCACUGGGCCUGAUCAUCAAGCAGCAGAGAAGGAUACGACCAAAACAUCUAGUAAAGUUCCAUCAUCCUGGAGUAUAGAGGAAGUGAUGCAAUUUGUGCGUGAUGCUGAUCCACAAGCACUGGGCCCACAUGCAGAGCUCUUCAGGAAACAUGAGAUCGAUGGCAAGGCCCUGAUGCUUUUACGGAGUGACAUGAUCAUGAAGUACAUGGGGCUUAAACUGGGUCCUGCUCUUAAACUUUGCCAUCACAUUGAGAGACUCAAACAGGUGAAAUAGCAGCUUGAUCCACCAGAGGGCAACAGAGAAAAACACAGGUUCUCUGCAUUUCAGAGUACACAGAUACAUGGAUAUUAACUGUGAAAUCGUCAGAGGUCCAACAUGUUGACCUGUUUCAGCUGUACUCAUUCCUGCUGGCUCAGUGGGUAAGGAAAAAACUGACCAGCUGAAUAUUUUUGUUUUUUGUAGCAAAAACGAAUGCAAAAUCAUUAGCAGAUUGACUUUUCAAAACUACCUAACUUUGCAUGGACAUUGUGUACAAUCAUUCUGUACAAGAAUGUUCCCUCGCAUUUAGAAGAAAAAAAAAAAACUCAGUGUAAAACUGCAGCUACAGACCUCAGUACCUCAGCGAUACGAUACUCUGCGUUUACAGACAAUGGUAGAGAAAGCUGAAUCCCAAAGGAUUUCAAUGUGUUGUUUAUGUAUUGUUUCUGGUGUUGUCUACAUGCACAGACAGCUUGACAGAUGUUCACCUUUCCACUGUUUUUGAAAUACACUUUGUACAUUGACAGACUAUGACGGGUUUUGGUGCCAGUUAAUCAAAAUUCACCAUUUGACAUAGUGUUUGUUUAAUUUUGAGUAAUUUUCAGUUUAAUCAGCUGUUCCUGUCGCAUGAAUGGGAUAACACAAUCAUAUUUCAUAAUGUUCUGCUGUUUUGUAAAAUAACAGGAAAAAAAAAAAACAAAUGUGAUAUUUAAGUCAUAAACCAAAAAUUGUGUUAUGGCCUAUAAAAGGCAUCAAUUUUAAAAGCACAAAAUUUCACUUCUGACUCUUCAUCAAACUUCAUUACUGUUGCUGUUUAACUCAAGAUAAUUACUCAGGACAUUUGUAAAAUACAUUUUCAUUUAUUCAUAUUUUGUUGCAACAUAAUGUCUUUUCCUUCUAAAAACUGAGUAUAUUAAUGUCCACACCAGCACUUCAGGUGACACACAUGAAGCAGACAUAAAGUCACACGGUCCUGAAAUUCAGAGGUUUAUCUGCAUGCUGAAUGAUGUACAGAGCAUGCAGUAAUCCCAGAUAUGUAUGUGGUUCUUUUUAUUUGUGUAUCAUAUAAAUGUGUAUUUAGUUCAGUGUUCUGUCCUUCGGUGCAUUUUUUUUUAUUAUUUAAUGGGUAGAAACUUUUUUGAGUGCAUUGUGUCUGUUUAUAUCAUUGAUAAUAGAUUUUGUGACUUGGGGGAUGGAGCUUUUUGUUAUGAUACACAUUUAUAUACAUACGUUUUAGCUCCUUUUAGAUACACUGUAUUUACUUUGCUCUUAUACUCAGGUUAAAAUAUUUUGUAUUUACUUAUUUGAACACUUUUCUACCGUUUGAAUAAAUAAUUGCAUUUAUGAAGUUGUCAUUUUCACCAUAUUUUCGGUGCAUUACCUCAUUAAAUAUGCUUUUCUUAAAAAACUUGACCAUUUCAUUUGGGUUUAGGUGUGUGUGUGUGUGUGUGUGUAUUUUGCCAAAAAUAUUCGCUCACCCAUUCAAAUAAUCGGAGUCCAUGAUCCAAUGGCCACAGGUGUAUUAAAUCAAGCACCUAGGCAUGCAGACUGUUUUUACAAACAUUUGUGAAAGAAUAGGUUGCUCUCAGGAGCUCUGUGAAUUACAGCGUGAAACUGUGAUAGAAUGCCAGCUGUGCAACAAAUCCAGUCGUGAAAUUUCCUCGCUCCUAAAUAUUUCACAGUCAACUGUCAGCUGUAUUAAAAGAACAUGGAAUGUUUGGGAACAACAGCAACUCAGCCACAAACUGGUAGGCCAUGUAAACUGACGGAGCGGGAUCCUGGGAUGAUGAGGCGCAUAGUGCGAAGGGGUCGCCAACUUUCUGCAGAGUCAAUUGUUACAGACCUCCAAACUUCAUGUGACCUUCAGAUUAGCCCAAGAACAGUGCGUAGAGAGCUUCAUCCAAGCCAUACAUCACAAGGUGCCAUGCAAAGCGUCGGAUGCACCACUUUUGGUAAUAUAGUGUAUUUAAUUCCAUGGUCUUGAAUUGGUAUUAAUAACUUCCUUGCCUAAAAAUAAAAUAAAAUGAAUCUGCAAUCACAAAAAGUAUUACAUAUAGCAUAUGCUAUUUUCAGGGCAGAAAAUAAGCCUGGUGCUGUUUUCUCUUAAUGGAGGAGGGUCUACGCAUGCUUUGUGACCUAUCCCUUUUGAAAUAUACAUUUUUUGUUAUUUAAGUUGUGUCUCUGUGGUUCACUACAAGUGGACAGUCUCCUAGAGCUGUCCUGUGGCACAGUAUGCUGGACCCUGUCUGGUUUCAUGGGCGAGUUUGCAGUCCCAUGAGAAGCCUCUUCGUUUGUCACGUAAAGAGACAGGAGUGUUCUCUGUGGGCGACACAAUGGCUUUGACUGUUUGAGUUGGGCACACAAUCCUGCCAUUGUAGUCCUCAUACUUUGAACUUGUGAUGUUUCCAUUGCCUUCUUAUGUUGACCAUGUGUUUCGUCCAUACUGAAGUCUACUAUUUGAGCGUACCAUAGACAGAUCUAGUGCUGCAUUUGGUGAAGCAGAUAAAACAUUUUCCCGGUUAGUUUGGGUUGACUUCAGUGAGAGGUCAAGCACCUCGUCCUGAGAGACUGAUGCUGUAUGUAAAAAUACAGGGCAGGCUGUGCUUCUGGUAACACAAGAGAUGGUAGGUGAAGUCAUUGUGCUUUUUUCUGCCAUAGAACCAGUUUUGGAGGUUUUUAUCAAUGUUUUUGAGUCGAAACUCUGAGGCAUUUGGAUAGGGAUUGGAAUUGGUAAUGGCACUGGCAAUGGGACCACAAAUGGAUAAGGGACCAACAAGGUUGCAGGUGGGAUCAGUGAGUUUAUUGGUGUGCCAGUGGGAGGGACAAUUUCAUGCGGCAAGAAGUUUGAAGGUAAAGACGUUGGUUGGUCAGGGCCGGUCAUUUGAUACUCUGCUGGGGCGCAACUGCUCAGAAAUGGCCUUAGGUUUUGCAAAAAUGUGGCAGUUCUAUGGCUUUGAAACACUGGUGCAUCUGUGUGGUAAACCAAAGCUUCUGGUUGGCUCAAAAACAGGUUUUCAAGUAAAGCAUUUAUCUGAAUAUUGGAAAAUGCACAGGAGCGUAAAGAAGGUGGAAGAUGGGAGUUGAAAUGCUCAUCCGGUACCAGUGGCAUGGAGACGUUGCUUGAAGCAGGCAAGAACAAAGGAGACAGCCCCGUCUCAUCAACUUGAUUUGUCAAACCGCCAGAUAACUGGAGAUUAAUAGGAAGUACAACAGGCCUAUUUUCAAGAAAGACUAAGUGCAGCAAAGAUGUGUCCACGUUGAGAGCCAGAUUGACUGAGUGUUCAUUAGACGAAUUAAACUCAGGUGAAUUUUUUCCAGUUUGUUCUUUGGAAUUGAUAUUAGACGAGCUUGAUCCACUGCCAUUUGGUAUUUCUGUAUUGGUCUGAUGUUUUGGUACCUCUUUUGUUUGGCCUUCCAUUGCAGACUCUUUAGAUCUUAAGGUCCCACUCAAAAAGACGCCAAACUUCAAAACAGUC